This is a messenger RNA of Ailuropoda melanoleuca (giant panda), 7111 nucleotides long. RefSeq names its product MEF2 activating motif and SAP domain containing transcriptional regulator (gene MAMSTR). The record is from RefSeq and is a predicted model, not a curated record. The transcript has 8 exons. The coding region runs from base 1016 to 2413 and encodes 465 amino acids. Lineage: Eukaryota; Metazoa; Chordata; Mammalia; Carnivora; Ursidae. Gene Ontology annotation, cellular component: nucleus. Gene Ontology annotation, biological process: regulation of transcription by RNA polymerase II. Gene Ontology annotation, molecular function: transcription coregulator activity.
GAAGGGGUUUUUUGGGUCCUAGGAUCGAGAUACUCUUAACUCGGGCAGUGUGUGUGGGGGGUGAGGUGGGGGAGUGGGCCAUGGGACACAUAAGGCAGGUGUUUUCUGUGCAAAAGUCACUGUGUAUAAAGGAGGCCCCAGCAAAGGGGUUGAGUUUGGGGGGUUCAAUGAGUGUGCAAAUGGCCAGUGCGAUGCUUAUGUAAACAGUGUGGAGGGGGGUGGCUAGGGGUGGAUGUGCUGAGGGUCAGGGACUGCAAAGGACCGGGGGCUUAAAUUGACGUGUGCGCAAAGCGGAGGAGUGCACAGAGUGGGGACUUUGGAGUGGGAGGUGUGGGAGUGUUGGUGAGGGGAUAGUGAGCUCUGUCAAACCUUGAGCUUGUCAAAGGUUGUAUUUUAGGUCCAGUGUGGACCUAAAGCGUGCACUGGCUGUCAGUUCCUCAGUAGGCAAAAGGCACACGAGUGUGCAAAUGAAAAUGCUGGGGGGGUGCAAAGACAGCAGUCCUCAAAGAGCAAAGAGUGUGCCAGAGAGUGCACAUGAAAUGCGCAAAGAGAGACCCACGCUCCAUUACUGGAAGCCAACUCCUGAAUGUGCAAAGAAGUGUCAGCAAGGCUGGGCAGGUGCCAAGACAGAGUGAGCCAAGGAUGGAGCAUAUCAAAGGCUACAAGUGCACAAGAUGGGCACAGGUGCCAGCCCAGAGCCCAGGGAACUGCGUGUGCAGAGGGGCUGAGUGUGGGGAGGCCUGGGGGUACACAGAAGGGAGCAGGCUUGUGCAGACGGGAGCGCGCGGACGCGAAGAGGUGAGGUACACAUGGGUCAGGCUGCCAAGAUGGCCAUUGUGCCUUGCGCGGGGUGGGCACAUGCUCGGGAAGGGGGCAGGUGGAGCUGGGGGCAGGGCUGCCUCCCGCCUGCACACUGGCUGGCUCCGAGUCCCAGAACAGCUCUGGCAGGGAGCAGGGAGCAGGGAGCAGGCGGGAGGCCCGGGAAAGGGAACAGGCUGCCGGCCCACCCGCUGGCAUGGGGUGUGUAAGGGGGCUGGGCACGCAUGUCCUGCCAACAACUGCAGCUUGCGCCGCCUGCCAGGCCAGGCUCCUGGACACUCCCUUCCCGCCAUUCUCCUCCCACCUCCCUCCUUUCUCCAUAGUCCUCCAGCUUCGGAUCCACAGACGGUAUCAGGACCCAAGCCUCUCAGGGUCCUUCACUGCCUCUCCAGUCUUGGAUCCAGAUCCGUGGGUCUCAGCCACAGACCCUGCUCUGGCCCCCAGAGCUCCAGCCCCAGUCUCGUCCUCGGGCCCCACCCCCUUCCUCUUCAGCCCUGGGGACCUGCUCCCUGAAUCAGAAUACCGCCCUUGGAGGUCCCUGAAGGAGUCUCCCAAGAUCUCCCAACAUUGGAGAGGGCCCAAACCAAAGGGGAACUUGACCUACCACCAGUACAUGCCCCCAGGGCGGAGACAAGGGUCCAGGGUAGACCCCCAGGCCAAAGGGCUGGCCCUGGGUCCCCCUGGACCACCUCUGUGGGAGGGGACAAACUCACAACUGCCACCUCCCAGGAUGAAGCCCACUGCCCUCACUCCCUCCCCACCUGGAGUCCCCAGCCCCUUGCCCCCUCCACACAAGCUGGAACUUCAGACCCUAAAGCUGGAGGAGCUGACGGUCUCAGAGCUCCGGCAGCAGCUGCGCCUGCGGGGCCUCCCGGUGUCGGGGACUAAGUCGAUGCUCCUGGAGCGCAUGCGCGGCGGCGCCCUGCCCCGCGAGCGGCCGAAGCCGCGGCGCGAGGACGGUCCCGCGGGUGUUCCCUGGCCGCGCCUCAGGCCCAAGGCUCUGGGAGCCGUCCGGCGACAGGGCUCGCUCAAGCCAAACCCAAACUCUCACUCUCCGCCUCCCGCACGUGCCUCGGAAACCCCUGCGACUGCUCCGGCCCUUCCUCCCGCUCCGGCUCCCGCUCCCGCUGCGGCUGCGGCUGCCGCUGCCGCUGCGGCUGCCGCUGCGGCUUCAGCACCGGCUCCUUCUUCAGCCCCACCCACAGCGGCCCUGACUCUGGAGGAGGAGCUGCAGGAAGCCAUCCGCAGGGCUCAGUUGCUUCCGAACCGGGGCAUUGAUGACAUCCUGGAGGAUCAGGUGGAGCCCGAGGACCCGCUGCCCCCCAUCCCCCUGGACUUCCCCGGCUCCUUCGACGUGCUGUCCCCCUCCCCGGACUCUGAAGGCCUCUCAUCUGUCUUCUCUUCCUCGCUCCCGUCCCCCACAAACUCCCCGUCCCCCUCUCCCAGGGGCCCCACAGACUCCUUGGACUGGCUGGAGGCUCUGAGUGGGGGUCCCCUGCUAGGCUGUGGCCCCCCAGCCCCAAGCAUCUUCUCUGCUGACUUAUCCGACUCCAGUGGCACCCGGCUGUGGGACCUUCUGGGGGAUCCGUGGUGAUGGAUGCUGGGGUUUCCAGGGACGGAGAACUGGUGGGGAUGGGAAGGUCACAGAGACAGACUCCCAAAGGAGGGGGUGGGACAACCGGCAGAGCCCCUCCCACCACAGACGCAGAAUCAGAGAUGACUGUCAUCCCCACCUGGCCCCUGAACUGCUGACAUGCCAAGCGCCCGAGUCUCUUCUGCCUGACCUCCAUAUGAUCCCCUCCAUGGUUGUGUGGCUGGGGGCAAGGAGGUGUCAUUUGCUGCUGGCCGGAGCAAACAAGCUGCUUGCUUCUUCCUUCAGAGACCUCAUGGAUGUCUUUGUUCCUACCUUCUCCCCUCCCAUGCCACCAACUAGAUGGGAAUCUGGAAGGUGGUCUGUAUUUUUUGGGUGCAGGAGAGGGGGCAGGGAAGAGUCGGGAGGGAGAAUAGGGAGCCAGACCCUUGGCUUCUGGUUGGAAGUGAGAAUAUCAGAAGCGUCGUGUCUGAGGUUAGGUUCUCUUGGAAGCAGAGCCCGAGACAAGACUCGCGAGCCCAUGAUUUAUUAAAGAAAUGCUCCAAGGAGAAACCAAAAAGGAGCGGAGGAAACCGGACAGCGAAGGGGAAGAAGACUAGCAAGAGUAUGACUUCAGGUGAAGUCCCAACCCCUGUGUGAUCCCAUGGGGAGCUCUGGAGGAUAAAUUAAGUUGCAGGGUCUUUCUUACCCUGAGGCAAAGGGAGCUAGGCUUUUGAGGCAGAGGGAGACCCCUGUUUGGGUUUUUUAUUGCUGAUUAACAAGCCGCCCCCAAACUUAGGGUCUUAAAAUAAUAACUGUUUAUGAUCAUGCAAUGUCCUGGCUUGAUGGGCUCAGCAAGCAAUUCUUCAGCACCAGUGACUAGGGCUGCAGUCAUCUUAGGGUCCAAGUGGGCUGGACCAUCUAAAAUGGCUCAGACAUGUUUGGCACCUUGGCAGGAAUGGCUAGUAGGCUGGAACCAGCCAGCCUGUUGUCUCUCCGGCAGGGUCUCUGGACUCCCUACAUGAUAGCUCAGGGUCCCCCAAAGUGAGCAUUACUCCAGGAGGAAGCAGAAGCUGCCAGUCAAAGAGAGAGCUUGGAACUGGCCCAUUGUCACCUUCACUGCACUCCACGGUUGAUGCAAGUCAGGCUGGCUGAAUAUGGGAGGGGCUACACAGAUACAUGCAUCUUGGGGCGUGGUCAUUGGGGGCAUAUUUGGAGACUCCACCCGUCUUGUCAGGCUUGGGCCAUGGGUCAUGAGGAGACGGCGGGACAUAAACUGCCAGUCACCUUGAACCCCAGGAUGGUCCUUGGAAGAAGGUCGCAGGGGAAGCCAUUAGCAACAAAGUCUUGUAAAAUGUAGCUUUUAUUAAUAUUCAGGUGUGGGGGAGCUGCCAGAUCAGAAUGACCACAAUUGAAAAGAUCCUUCGUUCAGGCGCCUGGGUGGCUCAGUCGGUUCGGUUCCGUGUCUCACUCUUGAUCUCAGGGUCGUGAGUUGAAGCCCCUCAUUGGGCUCCACACUGGAAGUGGAGCCUAAUUAAAAGAAAAAAAAAAAAGAUAGUUUGUCAUUCUCACAGAUCCCCAAAGACGGGGUUGUGCCAAACUGUGCACAUAGGGAAGGGCCAAGGGUAGUCAGGAGGCAGAGGGGGAGAGGGGAGCCCUGAGCAAGAGUCUCUGUCGUGGUUUCCCAGUGAAGGAAUAGGGGAGGCAGGGUAAGCUGGCUUCAGAUUGUCUAAUAUGAAUAAUUUCAGCUGGCUCUGGGGUGGAGGGGGCCAUCCCUAGUUGUCUGGAGCGUGGUCCUGGGGUAACAAGGCAGAGGAAUCCUGGCCUGGAGUAGAGUAUACCAGUAUACGAGCUCAUAAAGGAAAUGGUUGGGGGUCUGGGCUCUGGAUUGGCUGGUUUGCAUAUGCAAAGCAUGCUCCUGGGUGAGUCCUUGAUUACCUCUGGGGAUUGGCUAGCCCUGGGAAGGGCAGUCCCUCCAGAUGUCAAAGCACCAGAAAUAUGGGAAAUAAAAAGCCAUAAUGAACGCAGAGAGUGCACAGAAGAUGGGGGGCUGGGUGCACAGAGUCGGGAAGAGGGAUCUAGAUCUAUCUGGGGGGACCUGGGCAGGCCACCCGCCCUGUCCAGGGCAGGUGGAAAAGAACAGCAGAUCAGUGACGUGCGACAGUACCCAGAACCAAUGACUUCCCCUCGUCUGUCCGUUUGCUCUCGGGUCCCUACAGCCCAGUGAGGAUGAGAUGUUCACUGAGACUUCCCACGGGCUGGACCUGGCGUGGGAGACACGCUGACAAAUAUUAAUCACCCUUAGGAGCUGCAGAUCCACGAUUCUUGUUCCUCCGAGAGAACAGGCAAGGGAGCGAGAGCUCUUUACCAGGAGGCAAAGGCAGCCCUUGGGGUCAUCUGACCAAUUGGGCGGGAGUGGUCAGAGAGGCACUUUAAAUUGGGUUCAUGAGUCCAUAGCUUGUGCCCUCAGAGUUGAAAAAACAGAGCCUCCGUCUCUGCUCUGGUGAAGCUCAGACAUUUGCACAGAGAGAAUUCCAGGGCAGGGUGAUAAGGAUUUUCAGGGCAGAGGGGCCAUGACUCCUAGAAAAUACCAGAAGCCUUGGGGAAUGGGUAGGGGGGUCAGGGCAAUGGCCUGGGGAGCCUUGUGAGGUCAGGGCUGCUGGAACGAGAGGUGGGUGGGGUGGCGCCUGUAGAAUUUUGGGCUGGAGGUGGGUGGCGGCUGGGGCCUGUGGGCACUUUCCUGUAAGGCUGAAAAUUGGUGGUAAAGGGGCACCAUUGGCCCUGGAAAGAUCAGGAAGGGGUGCGGUGGGGCUUCUGUCUCUCUCCACCUCAGCCGGACUCUGAGCUUGUGACUCUCUGUCCCCAAGUCUCCCGUGUCCAGGGGAGGGCAACCCCAGAGGGAGUCAGGGCGAGGGAUGGUGGCUAAGGAAUUCUCUAGUAGGUGGAGAUUUGAAAGACAGGCACAGGCUUGGGUAGGGUGUGCAUAUUUGAACCCAGAGCCGGAGAGAAGGACUUGGGCCCUACACUCCCCACCACCUGUCACCCAACCCUUCUCUAGACAUUCCAGUUGCUCCCUCCUGUCCCCCAGGGAGAGGGCUGGGCUGCUCCCAAUGGCGGGACCAAGGGGUAACACAGGAAGAUGGGGCGCCCCUGCACCACGUUGCCAUUCCACGAGCUCAGUAGACACAUGGAAAAGACCAGGAAUAUAUUUGACAAAUGACCACAGUUAUCAAUUUAUCUUUUUUUUUUUGAAGAUUUUAUUUAUUUACUCAUGAGAGAGAGCACAGAGGGAGAGAGAGAAGCAGGUCCCUGCUGAGCAGGGAGUCUGAUGCGGGGCUCGAUCCCAGGACCCCGGGUUCAUGACCCCAGCCGAAAGCAGACGCUUCACCGACUGAGCCACCCAGGCGCCCCUAUCAAUUUGUCUUAUGGACAUAAUCUCCAGAAGGACACACUGAGUAGACUGGAGAAUAUACUCUUAUUUCUCUUUCUCCUUCCUCCUCUCCUCCCCAUUUCUCCCUCCCUCUCUGUCUCUUUCUCCCUCCCUUCUCCAUCUGGGUUACCACAUACCCCUUCUGUUCCUCCCAAUCGCUGAUUUCCAUUCUGCAUUUUACCUCCACCUUAUUUUCACUCCCCGCACCCCCGGGGUGAUGCCCCGCCCCCACAUCCAACUCCAGGCACCCCGAGACAAUCCCCAUCCGUCAUCAUCGAGCACAGCCAUUUUACAGAGUGUGAAGGAAUUUCCCUGGGAAACACCCCUAGGAGUGGGUGACGCAGAGGCAGGUGCCUCCGUGACUGAGAGUCUCGUCUCUGGGGCCAGAUCGACCUGGGUGGACUCAUCUCUCCAUCACUCUCCAUGACCUAUAGGGCGACCCAUUUAACCUCCCUGGGCCUUAGUUUUCUCAUCUUGAUGGUGGGGACAAGAACAAUAGUACUUUCUCUGCGGGGUUGGCUGAGGAAUAAAUGAGUUAAUGUGUGCAGAGCACUUAGAACCGUGUCUGGCAGAGGACACGCUCAUUAAGCAUCUGUGGUUGUCACUGACCCAUGGGAUGGAUUGACUUCCACUCCUCUGCCAUGUGGCUGCCCCCACGCCAUCCAUGCACGAGGCCUGAGCUGCCCUUGGUGUUGUCCACCUUUUGUCCUAACAUCCUGCCGGGCUGUUACGUCUUCUGUCCCUCAAGUCUUGUUUGUCCCCCGUGGUGGAUGAUGACUUCCAGACCCUAGACCCAGGGCAGGGACAGAGCAGGUGGCUGAACUGGGGGGAAAAGAGGGAAAUGGGAGUCUCGAGCCUUCACUCCCUGGGCGACAGGCCUCUCUCCUCCCCUUGGGCUCCAGAAACCAUGCUUUGGGGCCAAACCCGCGUUCAGACUUUGAGCCCAGCCCCUGCCUGGUGGGGGACCUUAGACAAGCCUCGUUUGCCCUCACAGGAGACCUCACUGCUAUCUAUGUAUUUUCCCAAGAGAGAUAAUGACAUGCAUCUACACAAAGAUUUAUAGGCCAAUGUUGAUAACAGUAUAGCCCCAAACUGGAAAUAACCCGAGAAUCCAUCAAAUGGAGAAACAGAUCGACAGCCCGUGGGACAGCCGCAUGGUGGAAUACUUCUCAGCAGUGAAAAGGCAGUGAAUGAUUGAGACUUGCAAGAAUGUGAAGAAUCUCAGAAACAUGAUGCUAGAGGCGCCUGGGUGGCUCAGUCAGUUAAGUGUCAGGCCUCAGCUCAGGUCAUGA